This is a messenger RNA of Anthonomus grandis grandis, 7489 nucleotides long. It is a transcript of the gene orb2, whose product is annotated as cytoplasmic polyadenylation element-binding protein 2. Gene Ontology annotation, cellular component: cytoplasm; nucleus; neuron projection. The coding region runs from base 355 to 2490 and encodes 711 amino acids. Lineage: Eukaryota; Metazoa; Arthropoda; Insecta; Coleoptera; Curculionidae. The transcript is spliced from 9 exons. Gene Ontology annotation, molecular function: mRNA regulatory element binding translation repressor activity; ribosome binding; mRNA 3'-UTR binding. Gene Ontology annotation, biological process: negative regulation of cytoplasmic translation. The record is from RefSeq and is a predicted model, not a curated record.
GGUCGUAUUUACAAAUAGAGGUGUUGUUGAAAGUAUCGUCAUCAGCUGUUCGAUCAGGUGCGCGCGCAUCGAUCGUAUGCGGUGCUGUGUGAGCGUCGGCGCGCCCUCUCGCAUUUUGUCACAAGAGCGCUGUCGCCCGCUCAUCGUCAGAGAUCGCCCGUAAUCGGGUGUCGUGGUCGGCAGUCGGCACUGCCAGAAAACAGUGACAUUAACAUGAAAGUCGGCUGGUGGUUCACUGGUUAAGUGUUCAUCAUCACUAUUUGACGGCAAGUUUAUUUAGUGUAUGAUAUAACCAAUAAGAUACGGGACACUGUCGUACUAUACGACUGGUCUUCCGUAGAGUGACGUGCACUAAUGGGGGAAUUUAGUUUAACCGGUAACACGAACAUCGGGUUAAGUGCAGUGGAGAUAUCGGUUAAUUCGUCAAAGUCUAAUCAAAACACAAUAUUUUAUUCGUCCACCCCGACUACUCCGAAUAGCAACGGUACUGAAAUUCACGUCCAGGCUAAGAGUUAUAGUGCGAUAAUGCAAGAUGAUUCCUCCGAAAAAAGUACGGCAGCUGUCAGCGGAUCUACCGUCGAUGAGUUGUCCAAUAACAUCUCAUCGGUUGUUGGGGAACCAAUCACGACAUCGAAUACGGUACCGGUUGAAAAAAUCGCGUCGUCAUCUCUUCCCGCCAAAGAUACGGAAUUACCGCCUAGCACCACCGUGAAUAAUAUUUCGGAUAAAUUGGAUCAAAUAACGUCUAUAAGCAAGUCCGUACCUCCGAUACCGACUUUCUUCCACCCAGCGGAACCAGCUACUCCAGCAGGAGCUCUUUGGUCGACCGCGAUUGAAGAUGGGUUCGUACCCAACUUAGCUGGAGUAAAUGGCAUGGGAUUCCAAAAUUUUCCACCUCCGAAUCAACAACAGCAGCUGUUCGGAAAUAUGGGUCAGAAUCAAGGCAAUCAAAAUCGGAGGGCCAUAACGGCAAGUCACAAUUUUCCUCCCCAAAUGGCUAGGCAGCAAUCACUUUCAAAUCAUCCGUUAUACGCUAAAGGUUUCGGCUCUUGGACAGGUGCACCACCUGGUCCUCCGGGACAAGGGUGGAACCCAAAUGCGGCAAGUGCUGCCACUUCAGGGGGUCCACCAUGGAACCGUGGGCGAAGCGUACCAAAUUUAACGCCUCUUCAGCAGAUGGGCGUUGGAAUGCCUCCUGGUAGGAAACCAAGUCCCACAUUUAAUCAACCUCAGCAAGUUAUUUCUCCUGUGAAAUUUCGAAGAAGUACUUCCUACCCUGGGAAAGGGCCGUUUCCAACGCCGCCGACAUUUGAAAUUACUAAUAUGGAUGAAGUUCGAGAUUUGCUGCCUUUUCAGGAUCGUUGUGGUGUAGUGAACGCGAACGGAAGUAGUCCGUUAGAAAAUAUGAGAGGAUUGGAGCAUUAUUUAAAUGAUAUUAUGAACCCUCAGACCAACUCGACUGAAUUAAAAGGUAAAAAAUCAACUAUAUGGAACGAUGUUUUCCCUAGCGGUUUUAUAAAUACAAACGCUUUUCCGUCACUACAAAUACAUGGAAAAUCACCAUACUUUCCAGGACUAGACGACCAGGCUGGACCAGUACUCUUGGAAGAACCAACUCAUUUAGUAGACGGUACUUUAGGAACUCAACCGCUUAGUUCACCCUCCAGGUCUUCACCUCACUCUCAAGGGUCUGAGGGUGGCGAGAGAUUUUCUAGAAAAGUGUUUGUUGGGGGACUUCCACCAGAUAUUGAUGAAGAUGAGAUUACUGUGAGUUUUAGGAGAUUUGGACCUUUAGUAGUAGACUGGCCUCAUAAGGCAGAAAGUAAAUCAUAUUUUCCUCCUAAGGGAUACGCUUUUUUAUUAUUUCAAGAUGAAAAUUCAGUUCAAAGUCUAAUUGAUGCAUGUAUAACGGAUGAAGAUAAGUUAUACCUGUGCGUAUCGUCACCGACAAUUAAAGACAAGCCAGUCCAAAUCCGGCCCUGGAGGCUGUCAGAUGCGGACUUUGUUUUAGAUGCAUCAAUGCCAUUGGAUCCUAGAAAAACUGUGUUUGUUGGAGGCGUACCGAGACCUCUCAAAGCUGUUGAAUUAGCAAUGAUAAUGGAUAGGCUGUACGGUGGUGUGUGUUAUGCGGGCAUAGACACCGAUCCAGAGCUGAAAUAUCCAAAAGGAGCGGGCAGGGUGGCGUUCAGCAACCAGCAGAGCUAUAUAGCAGCAAUAAGUGCCAGAUUUGUUCAGCUACAGCAUGGCGACAUUGACAAGCGAGUCGAGGUGAAACCGUACGUGCUGGACGAUCAAAUGUGUGACGAGUGCCAGGGACAGAGGUGCGGAGGCAAAUUCGCGCCAUUCUUUUGUGCUAAUGUGACUUGUUUACAGUACUAUUGUGAACAUUGCUGGGCUACGAUUCACUCAAGACCAGGUCGGGAGUUCCAUAAGCCCCUGGUAAAGGAGGGCGCAGACCGACCCCGUGCGGUCCCCUUUCGUUGGUGUUAACGCAGGAACGAAGAGUCGUCACCUGCGCCGCAGCCCCUUAGCUUAUUACCACACAUUAAAGGCAGCGGCUCCCUAGGCGACAUAUUAGUACAGUAACUCAGACCCUAAUGGUUCCUAUCAUCGAGCCUUUCAUGAAGAUACUCCCUUUACCAUAGUUUUCAUAAGAAUGGAUUUAUCAACACGUAUUGGUUUUGUCUCUUCAUGAAGGGUGAUGGGGGAGCCUUAGGCCAUUUAUCUAGUAGCAAUUAUACAUACCUAUUUAAAAAUAUACAUGUAUAACCGAAUAUCUUCUUGUAAAGCGGGGCAGGACGAUGGCUUUACGAUUUACCUGCACUAGUCAUCCAGCUUUAUGAAUCCUUGGCCUCUUUUGCUUGGACACUUCAACCCUUAACGUGUUUUCUUUUUUUCUAUUGGUAUUUAAUUGACUAACCAAACUAACUUAUUUCAGGUUUGCGCUUAUAAGUCUAUAUUAUUAAAUUUUCGCGUUAACAGAGGGACAUCUUUUGAAUUGAUCUCCUACUAACAUUUUUUUUUCUGUAGUAUAUUUUGUAAUAUUUUCUAUAUGGAUCGAGUGUGGCAAUUCUAGUCCAAAGAGUUUUUAAAGCGAAUUUUACAUAAAGGCCAGCGGCGUUUGUUAGAUGUUGAUAAAAAUUAAUGUUUUUCUGUAGUUAAGAUUUUUUUAUCGCAAAACUAUUUUUGAUGUGUGUGGGAAAAAUUCAUGAAAUUUUUAUAUUAAAGAAAAUCGCAAAAAAAUAUACGUUUUUUAUAAACUUUUGUCUUUUUAUAUUAUCUUUAUAUUUUUUAAAAGAUUUUUAGUGUUGUAAAUAUAUUUCUGUAGGAUUUUAAAUUAAUCUACUGACUGCUUUUCAGAUGGAUUGAUAUGCAUAUUUUAAUCGUUUUUUUUUUAAUUAUUUAAGUAUAAGGGGUUUUUAAUACUUGUAUAUUUAGACUAAGUAGCCAAAUUUAGUUAAGGAUUGAAUUUUUAAUUAUAACGUGGUUUUUGUACGUUUAUUUAAUAGGGAAAUUAUUAUUGGAAAUUAUUUUAUUAUUCUUGUCGUCAGUGAUGUGUUAGGCAAAUUAAGGAAAGAGUGUCUAAACUUAAUCUUAUCAAGGCCACGUUCAAACGCGGUACAGUCAAGAUUUUUUUCAGGGUAUUGUAUAUACUAGUCUAAUGCAAGCGGAUACUGUGCAGAGACCGUCUAGCUUGAAAAAAUCGUCCAGCUCGAGUACCUGAUUGGAAAAAUCUUGCGUUAUAUUUCUGAAGUCUUAAAUUUUUUUUUCAAAACUUAUAUUUUUAAAAUAACAGUUUUUUAAAAAAAAUCGUAGAUUUAUAUUUCUGCCGCCCUGCCAAUUUUUCAGCCUCCCUUGUACUAUUUAAAAAAGAGGGCAUGGUCUUCAGUUCCUAAGUUGAACUAUUUUUUAUUACCUUAAUAUAUGAAUAUGAGUCUGCUGGCUUAGUAUCAACCAAGUAAAACUCUAGAGAAAUGGCUUAUUUUUUAUAAAUGUGUUUUAUAAAAAAUAAUUCUAAUUUUGUAUCAAGCUGGGGACCUACAAGUCUUUCGAAGAAAAAUCCGUAGUAUUAUGUAAUCAAUCAUGUAUCAGACUCAAUAAUGUCAUUAUAUUUAUAUACAAUGUGUCUAAAAUUGAUGAUGCAUGAAUGGCAGUCUCGGAAUCUGCUGGAGAGAGAAAAACUGCUAAAUAGAAAAUUUUUCAAGGAAAUUGAUGUAUUUACAAAUUAAAAUCAUUUAGUUUACAAGUGUGUCUCUUGUGGUUUUUUAAGUUAUUUUGAAAAAACUAAGAUAAUUUAUUUUCAGAAAAACCUCGUAUUUCCUUUAUUCCAAUUUUUUAAAAUAUUUAAAAAGUUUUUUAAUGCACCUUUUUUUUGUGGCUCAAAAAUUGUUAACAACAUUUCGGUUUUUUGAAACCAUCAUCAGCUUCAUUAUUGUUGAAUGAAUGCCAUAAGUGUAGGAUUUUGAAAUGCAUAAAAAGCCUAUUUUUGCUUGUUAAAUUAGGUUAUUAACAACCAUAAAAACUAUGAUUUUAAUACACAUUUGGUAAAUGAAAAUUUUAAAAUAAAUAAUGGUGAAAAAAUAAAAUUUAAUAUCUAAAUCACAAUGCAUACAAAAAGUUUCUUAUAAUUGUAAAAUACAAAGAAGUUAUUGAUGCAUUAUGAAAUAGCAAACUAUUAUGAAAUGGAGUCUGAAUAGCAAUCCAAUAUGGCGUGCAUUUAAAAAAUUAAAAUGAAUGAAUCAAAAACAAAAUUAAUGAAAUUUGAGAAACAAAUAGAUUUCGACAUCAAGAGUUGCUUUAUAAAACUUUUAUAGAUUUUAUUUUUAAAUAUCACAAAAACUUCAAAAAUAAAUACAAUUUCCUAAUUUUUUUUCCCGUUUUUCUUUCUCUAAAAUCUGUUGGACACAUAAUAUAAUAUGGAAAACUUUCUUUAUGAUUAUAUAAUUUUGUGAAAAAACUGGAAAAUUCUGCAUGGCUUUGCACUUAGAAUGUAAACAUUAAAAUCAAAAUACGUUAAGAAACGUUUCUUAUCACAUUUUUAUUAAAUAACCAGAUAACCGCAUAUUUGAACCCUAAAGCAGUGUUUCUAUAUCAAUUGUCAAAAAUAACCCUGCACUUUAGUCUUUAAGGAAAAUUCAUUCAAUGACUAAGAAAUAAGACGAUAUCUCCUGUUUUUUUUUUGAUCGCCAUGCAGAUGAUCUUGGACGUGUGUAUUAAAUAAACUGAAAACAUUUAUGUCUGCAUCAAUCAACAACAUACGUAGUUACACUUUUGAAUAUAUAUAAAUUUUUUAGAUAUAUCCCUUCAAACUUUUUCUAUUAACCUGAUUUGUACCAUUCAGAAUUGGAAUGUCUUUUAUUAUAAAAUAUGGACUGAAGGUUAGAGAGACUGAUUUAAGUUAUAAGAAAUUAUUCUAGUCCGUGACGAAAUAUUUUAAUCCAGCAUGGAUUUUUUCAAGUUUUUUUAUCUUGCAAUAUUUUGUACACGCCAAGAGUUUAUUUUUUUUAAACAAAUUAUUGUUGAUUGAUGGUGAUAAGCAGUUUUUUGAAAAUUAAACUUAAACUGAAGACCAUGUGGCUAUUGACCAGCUUCCGCUUAGUGUCCGCCAUGAAUAACCGCCUGUUCUUUUAAUUUGACAUCCCUUGUUUUGAUGUGUGAUACCAUAGUCGUUUUUAAUGUAUUAAAUCAAUUUGCACGGAUAUGUAUAGUAUAAAUAAUAGUAUCAGCUAUUCUAAGACUUUGUAUUUUUUAAAUUUGAAUUUUUAUACUAAACUGUUAUAAAUGGUGAUUAGUAAAAGUUUGUGUGCAAUAAAAAAAAAUCCAGCCUAGGAAGGCGUUUUUUAGAGUUUUAUCUUUUAUUGUAAUUCAUAAUUAAUUAAUUAAUUAUUAUUGUAAAAGUUUCCUAGGAAAUUGUGUACAUAGCAGACCAAGUGGCGCAUUUUGCAUCGGGCUAUCCUCCUUAGCCAGAGGUGUAUCUAGCCAAGGUUUAAAUUUAAAUACGUACCUAUUAUUCUACAUAGUUAAAGUGGCUUAAGUCCCCAUCUUUGUCCAAGUAGUAUCCUAUUCUUUAAAUUCUUAUUCAUUCUAAUAAAGGUGAUUUUAGAACCAUCAAAAUGUGCAUGUCUAUAAUAAUUUUACAACUCGCCUUAAUAAAUUGAUGCUUCCUAUUCCAGUGUCACUUAAUAAAAAAGUUUAUAGAAAAUAUAUUAUAAUAAUUAUAAGCUUUUGGCCCAUAUGGUAUAUUAGAAUUAACCUAUAAUUUAAAGUAGAUAUACUUUUUUUUGUUUGUUAAGUGUGUAUGCUCCUGCUAGAGGCAUUUGGUCAUCUUUAUAAGUAAAACUUUUGUAGAUAGAAUGAGACUUUUUGUGCCAUCUAUAUUUAGGGUAAAACCGUAAUAUCAGUGCACGAUGCUUCUAGAAGUAGUAGCUAUUGGUUUAAUAUGCUAAUGACCAUAAAUAAGGCUUAUGAAAGGACAAUUAAAGCAGGCUUAGACAGAAGGAUAUUGCUUUGACAAAGUUGAGUAGACAACGCUUGAAAAAUUAAAACCAUCUAUGACAUGGUACAAAAAUCUGUUAUGAUUUGUAACAAUUUACACUCCUUUUUCUACUGUUUGUAUUCGCUAUAGCAUGUCUGAGAGAGGACAGUGACGCGACAUAUUGUAUCGUACUGUGUAGGUCAUUAUGUCAUUUUAUCCAAUUAUCCUUUUAUGAGAUUUAGAAUUUGACGCUGUCCGGCGUAUGUUUCAUAUUUUUAAUGUGUAUAAGCUCCGUAUUUAUUGGAAAUCUUUAAAGUUUUAUAUUUUUCACUUUUUUAAUCAAAAUGCUCUUUUUAUGAUUUAAUAUUAUAAGUUGAUCGAAAGGACCAGCGAUUGCAAUGUGGUUGCAAUUAAGAGCCGGUUUCGUCAUUGAAAUUCGCACCACCUCCCACCACCAACUCAGACAAAUCUGUGGUACCUGUUUUCAAUUUUCAUAAUUCUCUAUAUUUUUACCUAACAGGACAGCGGAGUAGUUUUAUUGCUAUUAUGUUUAUUUGUAUAUACGGACAGUUUCGUGCGUAGGGAUUUGGGUGCAAAUUUCAUACGUAGUUACCCUAAACUAGUGCAAUAUCGGGCUGUGUCUUGAUUUGGCAUGGGGCUCGAUUGUAGAGAUAGUCAAUUGUUUCAGAUUCUUAUUGUUGGUCUAUUGGUUAUUUCGGUUUUUGUCCGUUUCAACCAAUGGCUGUUUGACUAGCACCAAAGUAGAUUUUUAUUAUAAUUAUUGUAUUAUUUUUUUUGUUACAAUGUAUUUUACGAAAUAUUUAAAUUGUUUUUAUAAUUAUUUUAUACACUUUUAUAUGUUUGUUAGUCAAUUUUGAGGUAAGGUUUGUAAAACUUCUUGGGAAGUUCCUCGUUUACUAUUUUGUUAGAUAUCAGACUUUUUAUGUUUUUUAUAAAUACUAUUAUAAAAUGUCAAUUUGUGUUUAUUUGAUAAACUGCUGUUAAACUUCCAAA